UUUUUAUCUUGGAAAAUUUCUUUGAUACUUUAUCUGAUAAUUUUUUUACCUUAAGUUUAAGUAGGAACCUUUCUGGGCAGUCAUAAAUGAUAUUGAUUAUUUAUUGGAGCAGGCAUAGUUUAUCAGUUAUAGUAUAUCCAACAAAGCCAUAAAUCUUUGGAAUCACAGUAACACCAAGGCAGAUGGGGGACAAAGCAUGGUUAUCCUCCUUUAAAUGAGACUUGAUGAGUAGGCAUAUUCCUUCUCUUAGUACACAUAUAUUCAUAAUUCUAACCAGAGUUUUUAUUUUCUUUCUGUGUCCCAUUUUGUGAGUAAUUUGAUUCUGGGCACUUACUCUGGAUAUUUUUCCUGAUCUGUAAAAUGAAGAGGUUAAAUUGGAGGCCUUUGGGUCCUUUCUAGCUCUUAAAUUCCAAUAUGUUAAUGAAUUUCAAAGAUUUGCGCAUUAUUAGGUACCUCUUUGGAUUCUUUAUUCCCUAAGAUUUAAAGAAUGCUUUCUGUGCUUCCCAGGCUUGGUGAAAAAAACCUGUAUUUCCUUUUAACCAUUUUAUUCUAGAUUUUACUGAUUUAAAAUAGUCUUUAUUCCAAAGGAGAGUUUUAAUUAUAACUUCUGUUUGUUUUUGUCUUGGUCUAACUGCAGAAAUGACUAAGAUUGUCCUGUACCAAUUGUAGAGCUACACAGUUUCCAUUUAACUACAUUAACAUUUUAUGUUAGCGGCAAGGAGUAGCAGAUUAUCAAACAGUAUUUGGGCAAAAAAUAAACUUUACAUAAUUAUCGCAUGGCAUAGGGAAAAAGGAAAGUGAAGUAAUGUAGUGCAUGGAGCUGAAUGAGUGUCAGGUUGGUUAGGAAAGGAGUCAGUGAUAUAGCUAUGAGAAACUCAGAUGAGAAAAGUCCAUAGAAAAUCAGAGUCCUUGCUAUUUACCUGAUCCUAAGGAAGGAGAAAUGAUGGUGUUUGUCAGCUGCUCAAGGAGAUGGUGAAAGUAUUGUUAAAAAACCAUUAUAUAUAUAUAAGUAAUAUUAUUUUCCAAAGAGAAUGUUACUGGUUCCACCCGUUCCUACCCCUACCUUUUUUUUUUUUUAUAAACAGAGAUCUCCUUGUGUUAGUCUUAGACCAUGAUUUCAAUUUCUGAAAUGGCUGUUUUCCCCUUUGUGGACUAUUUUCACUAUUGUGCUACUGCCACCUGGUGGCCAUGGUGGUGACGUCAUAGUUCGGUGUGUAUUCUUUCCCGUGUCCAGACUUUUCAAUGUGGUUUGAUUUUAUUUCUGCCAGAAAGAUAUUAUUAAAUCAAAAGAAGAUGUGCUGAUGUAUUUUAAUAUCUGGAAUGCUGUAAACUGUAUAAAGAUUGCACAUUGGCUGGAACUUAGGAGUCACAUUUCCUAGGUUUGAUUCCUAGGACUAUGGUUUAUAGUUUACCAUAAUCAAGUUAUUUAACCUUCCAAGCCUCAGUUUCCUCAAAGUAGUUGUGGCUGCAAGGGUGAGUCAAAAAUUAUCCGCACUCCCGUUAUAUUAAAACUUCUGUUGGCCGCACUGUCUUAUCAGCGCUUUCUGUUCAAGGCUACUGUCUCCCCAGUCACUGCUUUGCAGGUGUGAAUGUGUUACAUCAGUUCAUUUGUAACUGCGGUGCGAGCAAAAAUGGAUGCCCCACUUGUGACUUGCAUGAAAGGAGCAGUGUGCAGUGAUUCGUUUUUUGUGGUCUGAGGGUGUACCUGGUGCUGAAAUUUAUCAAAGACUUUGUGCGCAGUAUGGAGAAAGUGUUUUGUCGUGAAGAAGUGUGUAUGAAUGGUUAGAGACGUUCAAGGAAGGUUGCACAAGUGUUAGCCAUCAAGAAGGAGCCGGAUUCACUUCUGAUGAAGAAGUGAAGACAGUGCUGUAUUCAUGGCUCACAGCUCAGCCUAAAACAUUUUUUAACGAGGGAAUACGAAAGCUUGUUGACAGAUGGACAGUGUAUUGAAAAGCAAGGAUAGUAUGUCAAUAAAUGAUGUCUUUUCUAAAAGUUAAUUAAAGUAAAUUCUACAGCCAGAGUGUGGAUAAUUUUUGACUCAUCUCGUAUCUUUUAUGAUUGUUAUGAAGAUUGAAUUAGAUGAUAUAGACAAGGCAGAACGGUCAAGCAUUCAGUGACUUUUAGCUUCUAAUGUAAGUAUUGCUAAUUACUAAAUAAUGUCAUCCAGAAAAUAUAUUAAUGUUAUAUAUGUUUACUAACUCUUUGUUACCAAUAUAACUAAAUUUUUUUUUUUAAGAAUAACAUGACCUAAAGGAGUAUAAUUUUACUAAUGAUAAUUUUGAGUAAAUUUGGUAGCACUGUCCUUAGGAACAGCAGUUUCCUACACAUUUGAUAAAUAUCUGUGUAAAGUUGUCAGGAGCAUGAUUCUUACAGUAUAUAUGUAAUUGGCUAUUAGAAUCCCAUUAAAAAGCUGGAAGAAACCUUGGAGAUUAUAUAGGUCAUGCCCCUUACUCUAUAGAGGCAAAAACUGAAGUCCAAGGACACAAAGCUAGUUGCAGAGAGGACUCUGUCCUGGGUCUCCAUCUACGUGGUACUGUAUGAACUGUGUACUGCCUCUCUGUUCUCUGGAGUGGAUCGAAACAGAAUCCGUUGUUUUUGACAGUAUCAUGUUGUAAUUGACUGUAUCAUUGUUUGAAAGAAAGUGGAAAAGAACAUGAAAAUCUUUUUCUGUAGGUUUUUAUUUUGUCCAGUGUUGGUGUAAUACGAAGGAUAAACCAACUGGAAGAAAUCCUCUCUGCUGUAUUUGUACAUGAGUAGUUAAAUUUAAUACUCCUGUUAGUAACUAGGAACAGGUGCAAAUAAUGUGCAGUGGCUGUAUUUCCCAGCCUUCUCAUUCUGCAUCUCCUGUGCCUGCGUUUGUCACUAUAGUUACCACUUUAGGGGAACAUUUUGGUUAAUUUUUUUCUUUCCCAGACUGAACUAUUAAUUCCUUAAAGGGGCUGUUUCAUCUCUAUAUAUCUAGUAGUUAGUAUAAAACUGAAUUCUAUGUUGAAUAGAGGAGUCCUCUUCUCAGAGCAAUAUAAUUUGAAGUGAGGCAUUAGGAUAAAGGGGUAGAACCUCCACACCAUAGUCUUUGGGAAUUACCUAAAGACUGAUUCAGGGUUGAGCCUCUGAAGGUUUAAGGAAAAAAGUAGUUUCUCAGGAGUGAGAAGUGGCUUGACAUUGGUGAACAUUUUGAAGAUUUCUGAUAAGAAGUGAGAAACCUACAGCAAGUACUACUCAUUGGCAUAUCCAAGUUUAAGUUGCCAGAACAAAGGGGAUUUGGCGAUGGAGGCUUUGUUGGAAGGAAUGCAUAAUCGGGGACGUGAUGGGGGAUUUUUGACAUCCUGUGAAGCAGAACUACAGGAGCUCAUGAAACAGAUUGACAUAAUGGUAGCUCAUAAAAAGUCUGAGUGGGAAGGACAGACACAUGCACUAGAAACUUGCUUGGAUAUCCGUGAACGGGAACUUAAGACUCUCAGGAGUCAGUUGGAUAUGAAACACAAAGAGGUGGGAAUGUUACGUCAGCAGGUAGAAGAACAUGAAAAGGUCAAGCAAGAGAUGACCAUGGAGUAUAAGCAGGAAUUAAAGAAACUACAUGAAGAAUUAGGCAGACUGAAGAGAAGCUAUGAAAAGCUACAGAAAAAACAUAUAAGAGACUUCAGAGGAAACGCCAAAAAUCACAGGGAAGAUCGGUCUGAAAUUGAGAGGUUAACUGGAAAAAUAGAGGAAUUUCGUCAGAAAUCACUGGACUGGGAGAAGCAGCGCUUGAUUUAUCAGCAACAGGUAUCUUCUCUGGAGGCACAAAGGAAGGCCCUGGCUGAACAAUCAGAGAUAAUUCAGGCUCAGCUUGCCAAUCGGAAACAAAAAUUAGAGUCUGUGGAGCUGUCCAGCCAGUCAGAAAUUCAGCACCUCAGCAGUAAGCUGGAGCGGGCCAAUGACACCAUCUGUGCCAAUGAGUUGGAAAUAGAGCGCCUCACCAUGAGGGUCAAUGACUUGGUUGGAACCAAUGUGACUAUUAUGCAAGAGCAGCGGCAAAAAGAAGAAAAAUUGAGGGAAUCUGAAAAACUGUUAGAGGUUCUGCAAGAAGAAAAGAGAGAAUUGAAGACAGCUCUUCAGACUCAAGAAAAUUACAUCCGUGAGGCAAGAAUACAAAAGGAGAAACUACAAGCAAAAUUAAAGGCAACUGAUGCUCAACACACAGUAGAGACUAUAAGGUCACUAGAGGAGUCUCAAGCAGAAAGGAGGUAUACCUCUCAAGGGCAGGGGGACUUAGAGAACGUGCUCUCCCGACUGGAUUUUACCCACGCUAGUGAAGAACUUCUGCAGGCAGAGGUGACUCAUCUGGAAGGCAGCUUGGAAUCUGUGAGUGCAACAUGUAAACAACUGAGCCAAGAGCUAAUGGAAAAAUAUGAAGAACUGAAGAGGAUGGAAGCGCACAACAAUGAGUACAGGGCUGAGACUAAGAAGUUGAAAGAGCAGAUCUUACAGGCUGAACAGAGUUACAGUUCUGUACUAGAAGGAAUGAAAAUGGAGAUCUCCCAGCUAACUAGAGAGUUACAUCAGCGAGAUAUCACCAUUGCUUCCACCAAAAGUUCUUCCUCUGACAUGGAAAAGCGACUCCAAGCAGAGAUACAGAAGGCAGAAGAAAAAGCAGUAGAACAUAAGGAGAUUUUGGGUCAGCUGGAGUCACUCAAGUUAGAAAAUCGUCAUCUUUCUGAAAUGGUGAUGAAGUUGGAAUUGGGUUUACAUGAGGCAAAAGAGAUGUCACUAGCAGACCUCCAGGAGAAUUAUAUUGAGGCAUUAAAUAAAUUAGUGUCUGAAAAUCAACAACUACAAAAAGAUUUGUUGGAUACGAAAGCUCAGCUGGAGAUUUCUACUCAGAUAUGCAAAAAAAACCAUGACAGAAUCUUUAAACCAACACACAGCAGAAUACCUGAGUUCAAGAAUACGGAGUUCAAGCCAGCCCAUGGCCAGCACAGGCAUAAUGGGAUGAAGGCUGAGCACGACAAAGCGGGUCUUCAUUCUCCGCAAGGACAAGCGUUGGAUAGCGCAGAGCCUGUGUCCAGGGGCCUCAGCCCCCUGAGUCAUCAGAGCAGCCCCUGCUGCUCCACCAUCUCUUUGCCUUCUAACUUUCUGUGCAGAACUCACUCUCUGCCUUCAGUGCUAGAUACAAGUGAAACCAAUUUUUCUGACACUAUCUCUGAGAGCAUAAAUGACCAAGAAGACUUUUUAUCUUCGUGUCCCUUGCCUCUGUCUCCUCUUGGUUCAAUAGCCACAAGAUUUUUGGAAGAGGAGGAACUGAGGUCUCAUCACAUUCUAGAGCGCCUGGAUGCCCAUAUUGAAGAACUAAAAAGAGAGAGUGAAAAGACAGUGAAACAAUUCACAGCCCUAAAGUAGCCUCUUAAAAAAAUCACAAACUUGGAAAUAAAAGUAAACACCAAAGAGCUACUGUCAUCGUGAAGUAGCGGCUCUUUGAAAGCCUGAACAUACAGAAACCAUAAAGCUGCCAUGAGGAAUCUGAGAAACUGAUACUUAGCUCUAAGGUGUUUUCACUGCACUGGUUUGUUUGAAGAAUUUUUUCCAGCAACAACUUGUAAAUAAAGCACUUUGCUAGACUUUUUCUCAUGUUAAUAUUUAUUAUCGUAAAGUGAUACUUUCUCUUGCUGACUUAAAUGUGAAUAGCUGUAGACUAAUUAAAAUAAAGAUUUUAUGAUUCGUUUUGGAAAU
Messenger RNA from Hippopotamus amphibius kiboko, 5709 nucleotides. RefSeq names its product centrosomal protein 63 (gene CEP63). The transcript is spliced from 15 exons. NCBI's taxonomy places the organism in Eukaryota, Metazoa, Chordata, Mammalia, Artiodactyla, Hippopotamidae. Gene Ontology annotation, biological process: centriole replication; de novo centriole assembly involved in multi-ciliated epithelial cell differentiation. The coding region runs from base 3268 to 5379 and encodes 703 amino acids. Gene Ontology annotation, cellular component: centriole. The record is from RefSeq and is a predicted model, not a curated record.